Messenger RNA from Laccaria bicolor S238N-H82, 987 nucleotides. RefSeq lists its product as uncharacterized. NCBI's taxonomy places the organism in Eukaryota, Fungi, Basidiomycota, Agaricomycetes, Agaricales, Hydnangiaceae. The record is from RefSeq and is a predicted model, not a curated record. The transcript has 8 exons. The coding region runs from base 1 to 987 and encodes 328 amino acids.
AUGCGCAAGCACGGAUCAAAGAUUUCGAAGAUACGGAACGCGGGACGCGGGACGCUGAGUGUUCCUCGUGAUCGCUUGUACGAUAAGCGGAGCUUGGAGGUUUUAUGCAGUGUCGGGACCAAGGUAGAAGACCUGACGGACCGUCUGUCGAAGCACGAACGGGAAAGUAUCGAUGCCCUUGUCGAAGCAGCUGGUGUAGAGGCAAAGCUCAUUGCUGUCACUCAUGAACCGCAGAACCUGAAAACUUCCUCAUCAGCAAAUCUCCUUGAGCUGCAGGAGCUGAGGGUCAUCAAGGAGGAGGGUAUUUCGAAGUUGCUUGCAUCUCAAGAAGUCAUCAACACCAAGGACAAGGAGAUUAUCGGUUUAAAGGCAGAGGUCAAGGCUCUCGGGUUGCGGAGGCUAAGAAAGCGGUCGCGGAGAAAGACCGCGAUCUCAGAGCUAGGGAUUCGUAAGCGACGGCGACGUACACCCUCGUAUGCCUUCAACGAUAAUCUGUCCAGACAUACCUUGGUUAAGCAAAAAGUCGAGGGCCUGAACUCGCAGGUCGUUUCUGCAGAGGCAUCGUUGAAAGUAACAAGGGAAUGGCUCGCACUAGCUCAAUCCGAGGCUCGUGAGCGUAAAGAGGAAAGCGACAUUCUGAAGACAAAGGUUGAGAGCCUUGAAGUCGCUCGUGCCGAAUGGGAGGGUCUGAAUUCCAAGUUACAAGCACAGAUUCAAGAGCUUAGUACAGGAGAGGCACUGGCUGUACGGACGACCCAACUAGUUCAAGCUGAGAUCAAGCGGGUCACAGCGGAAGUCAAGAAGGCCAGCGAGGAAGCGAGUAAAACUAUCGAAUCGCUUCGUCAAGCGAAUCGUCGGUUGGAGGUCGACAAUAGCUUGUACUUGUGUGUAUUAGUCGUCCCUGACAUUGGUUUUCUCAGAACCGAUUGGAUGAACAAAAUACGGCUCUGGUCUCAGCGAAUGACCUCAACAACGCACUCCAGGUGA